GAUGUUCGGGGGGGGACGAUGAGGACGGGGACUUCCUGUCUCCCGCAGGAGGGGCCAAAUUGGCCUCCCUGUUUGGACUAGACCAGGAAGGCAGUCAGGGAAAUGAGUCCUUCCAGUACACGGCACCGAAGCAGCCGAAAAAGAGCUUCACUUCUGCAGCCUCCCAGAAAGCUUCUCUUCCCCCCGGAGCUCCUGCAGUGUUAUUGGCCACAGCAGUCCAGGCCUUCAGAUAUAUUAACGGACAGUAUGUGAAGCAGGGGAAGCUGGGAGCAGCUGUGCUGGGCAACCACUCAACAAAAGAGGUCGGAGGUCUGCUAAUUGGUCACUUGUUUCAGAUUAUUGAUGUGACUUUUGAUUUUUACAAAAAGUGCACCUCUUUUUUUCUGCAGUACAAGCUGCUUCUGUACUUGAGCCAACAGAAACAAGUGGCGGCGGCCAAGAUUCAUUUGGGCUUUGUUUUCACGGUACAGCCAAACAAUUACUGCACUUUUUAUGAUGAGCAGAGGCAGAACUGGUCCCUGAUGUUUGAAUCGGAGAAAGCUUCAUCAGACUUCUGCAAAGAGGUGUGUUUGGCGAAAGCAAACAGCGUCGUCCCCCUGGAGGCCGUGGUGGUCCAGGAUCUGAGUCUGGGUGAAGGCCAGGCCGUGGAGAAUGGAGACUCUCUGGAGGUGGUGUACACAGGCUGGCUGCUUCAGAACCACACCAUCGGAGAGAUGUUUGACACCAACCAGAAUAAGGACAAGUCGCUACGCCUGAAAAUUGGAGCUGGAAAAGUGAUCAAAGGCUGGGAGGAGGGGAUGGUGGGGCUGAAGAAGGCAGGCCGUCGUCUCGUGGUGGUCCCCCCCGACCAGGCCUACGGAGCCAAAGGAGUUCCCAACCGCGUCCCCGCUAACAGCACUCUGAUUUUUGAAGUGGAGCUUCGACGGGUGAAGUUUUCCAAGGACAAUGGGUCUGUUAGUUCCAAUGCCAGCACCAGAGGCUCUGCUGCCCCCUCCCCAGUUCCUUCCCCAGCCCCCAGUGGGGAGAAUGUGGCCCUAGAGCCCCCCCCACAGACCACAGCCUCCGGUCCAGGCAGACCAGGGGAGCCACCACUUCGUGCAAAGUCAAACUCUCUGAGUGAACAGCUGGCAAAUCCAGACGCCACAAAAGCAAAACUGAUCUCUCGCAUGGCGAAGAUGGGCCAGCCUAUGCUGCCCUUUCUGACGGGGGGGGCCAGCCAGCCCGAGUCCAGUGAUUCUGAGCUGGAGGACACCAGUGGCAGCAGAGAGAGGGAGCAGCCUGCUGCUCCGUCUCCACUGCAGAUCUCCGCCUCUGCUCCAGCAGCUGCUCCUGCACUACAUCCUCACACCGCUCCACCUUCUGCCUUACUUCCUUUUAUGAGCACUGCUGCCCCACAGCCCGGACUGACAGGCAGCAGCCAUGCCUUUCAGCCUUACUCUUACACACAGAGCUCUGGGGCUCCAUCCCAGCUGCAGCCUGUGGGCCAGGUGUAUCCUGCACAACCUGUUCCAUACAUGGGCUCCAGUGAUGUCACUUCCUUCUUGAUGACUGAGGCCCGACAACACAACACAGAGAUCCGAUUAUCUGUCGGAAAAGUAGCAGAUAAAGUGGAUCAACUGGCCUCAAAGAUAGAUGACCUUCAAAGGCAUGGAAGUCUUUCUGUGGCUGUUCCUAGUUUGUCUAUGGAAACCUCCAUGAUCAUGCACAACAUCCAAAGAAUAGUCCAGGAAAAUGAAUGUUUAAAAAAAGAAGUCUUUGAUAAAAGCUCUCGUAUUGAGGAGCAGAACCGUAAGAUUGGGGAGCUCAUCAACCAGAACCAGAGGUACAUGGAGCAGAGUCACUUGGUCAUGGAGCAGAGGAACGACUCCCUCAAGUCCUCCAGCGAGCAGAACCAGGCCCGACUGCUGCAGGCGGAGCAGGACAAGGUGCGUCUGACGGAGGAUCUGACUGCCUCCACGGCCCAGAUGUCUCAGCUGCAGCUGGAAGCCGCAGCUCAGCAGCAGAAGGCGGCGGAGCUGCAGAACAAACUGAUCUCAGCUCUGCAGGACAGCGAGAGGCACUGCCAUUGCAUCGCUGCCAUGGAAACACAGCUGGAAGAGCUGAAGGAGGCAGCAGAGAGGGCCCAGGCUCAGUACCGCUCAGAGAAGCAAAGACGUAAAGAGAUGGAGCUGAGAGUCAACAACAUGGAGGAGGAAGUGCAGGACCUGAAGACUGAUAAAGACAGCCUGGAACGAACACUCUCUGAAAGGAGGCAGAAGUGGCAGGCUGAGCGUCAGCGUCGGGACGAGGAGGUGGAGGAGCUCCGGAAGAACAGCCAGCUGGAGCAGGACAAUCUGAGAGCUCUGCUGCGCAAGGCCAGGAGCAGCACCGACACCGCUGCAGCAGAGCAGCUAUGUCAGCAGCAGGUGGAGCUGGAGGAGCAGUGGAGGGGGAGGUGUGAGCAGAUGAUGGCCGGUGGCAGAGAGCAGCACAGCAGAGAGCUGGCUGAGGUCUGCGAGCAGAGAGACGCUCUGCAGGACAGGCUCACCCAGCUGCAGGACAAGUUCACGGCUGUGAAGCAGUCAAGAAAUGUAGAAGAACAGACUUUGCUCCAACACCGCGGGCAGACUGAGGAGCUGCAGGCCCUGCAGGGGAGAUACACAACCUUGGAGCAGCAAGCAGUGUCUGUGAGGGAGGCUCUGGAAAGAAGAGUAGCUGAACUGGAGCAGCAAGGCUCUGAGCAGCAGGCUUCUGGGGACUCUUCAGCAGAGGUGAAGCGCGUGAUGAACGGAGUGUUUCACUCUCUGAGAGGACAGUUUGACCUCAGUGAGUCUUACAGUGGCCAGGCUGUGCUGGGGGUGAUCGUCACUACUAUCAAGAAUGUGACCCUGCAGCUGCUCACUGGCACAGACAGAUCUUCACUGGGACAGGAAGAGGAGGAAUGUGAUGUGAAACAGAGACAGGAGACAGUGCAGAAUAUACAUGUGAAUGGCGACAGAGAAGUCCAAGAGAAAGAACUUGAAGCCGAAUCAGAUUCUCAGCAAGUGAGUGAGAGCCAGACGGAUGAGGACGUGGCAGCAGAGACGGAGACACUUCCUGAGUCAGAGACAGUAAGCCUGGCCACUGAUCUCAGCCCCCUUUCUACCACUGAACCCAAACUGCAUGAAACGGCAGAGUGUGAAGUGGAGCAGGAAAUCUCCUCAGAGCAAAAAGAAACCUUUGAGUCUGCAGACCCACAUAAUAUACCUGAAGAGAGUCCAGCAGCUGAGCACAGACAGGAACCUGUGUCAGAGGGGACUCACAGCAGUGAGGGGGGCAAAGAGAGUGAAGGAGAAAUGCAGGACGGCUCCCAGAAAGCCUUUGGCCCCCCUGCCAACCCUCCCCCACCUCCCAAUGCACUACCAGACAGCUCAGGAGAGGAGCCCAGUCUGACUGAGGGAAUGGGAGAGGAACAUGGAGAAGAACCAUUUUUCCAGAUCACAACUCCUGCCAAACCCCCCGCAGCACCCAGCGAGGAGGAAGAGGAGGAUGAGAUGAGCUUGAAGGGGCACCCCCCCCCUGCCCCUCUCUUUGGUGACGAUGACGAGGAUAAUGAUCUGGACUGGCUGAACUGAGAUGGUUCAGAAUAAACACCUGCCUUUUGAUUUUCAAAGCUUAAUGCAGACACAAGGUGCUUCAGCGCUGUCUCUGCCAGAGGAGCAGUGAAGACGACUGCUGAAGGGACGGGGGGUCACACAGCCUGAGUGACAGCUGCUGCCUCAGCUACAAUCUCAGCCUCUGCCUUUGUUUGAAAUAAGAACCCUGCAAUUCACAGAAGAAAUCAUUUUCCAUAAUUAUGUGAUAUCUGUUGGUAAAGUAAUAGCACAUUUUUACAUGUUAUGUAGCAGAUUAGUGUUGUAAAUCGGAAGAUAUCCUAUUGUUUUAAUUUUUAGCUUGCUGCUUUAAGAAUAACACUUUUACACGUUUUUUUCUAAACUGAAAUUCAUUCCAGAAAAUAAAUGGAAAACGUGGCCUUCACUUGGCGUGUUGUUGUGCGUGCCAAA
Messenger RNA from Gymnodraco acuticeps, 4022 nucleotides. RefSeq names its product FKBP prolyl isomerase 15b (gene fkbp15b). The record is from RefSeq and is a predicted model, not a curated record. The transcript is spliced from 27 exons. The coding region runs from base 522 to 3593 and encodes 1023 amino acids. Lineage: Eukaryota; Metazoa; Chordata; Actinopteri; Perciformes; Bathydraconidae. Gene Ontology annotation, molecular function: peptidyl-prolyl cis-trans isomerase activity. Gene Ontology annotation, cellular component: growth cone.